AUGGCCACAACAUCCUCCAAGCAGAUGGAAGUCAACCCCCGGGGCAUUCCCCGAGCUCCUUUCGUCGAUAAUGUCGAAGAAUACGUCGGAGGCAAGGAAGCUGAGGUCCAAUCUACAAUGAAGAAGUUUGAGGACACUACAGCCAAGUAUCGAUAUAUGGAAGUCACCAUUGGCAACCGACGCAAAGCACUCCUGAACAAAGUUCCCGAUAUCGAGCAGACACUCCAAGUAGUGAAAUUUCUCCAGCAACGCCGACAAAAAGCCCUCGGGGAAUCUCCGCUGAAAACGCUCUUUGAAUUGAACGACACUUUAUUUGCAGAGGCAGAGGUCAGCGAGAAUGGGGAGGUUGGUUUGUGGCUGGGUGCCAACACCAUGCUGAUGUACCCUCUGCAAGAGGCUGUCGAGCUCCUCUCAUCCAAGCUGUCAGCAGCUCAAAGAUCUCUGGGGGAGACUGCGGAGGAUCUCGAGUGGCUUCGAGAACAAAUCACCGUUAUGGAAGUCAACUUUGCGCGUGUACAUAAUUGGGACGUGAAGAGGCGAAGAGAAAAGGGUCUCAUCGGCGGCCAAUCCAACAUGCUUCCUUCUGGUAAGAACGAUGGCGGAGAUUCGGAUGAAGAAAGAGAUUGA
Messenger RNA from Cryptococcus wingfieldii CBS 7118, 627 nucleotides. RefSeq names its product prefoldin subunit. Gene Ontology annotation, cellular component: cytoplasm; prefoldin complex. Gene Ontology annotation, biological process: tubulin complex assembly; microtubule-based process; protein folding. The coding region runs from base 1 to 627 and encodes 208 amino acids. The record is from RefSeq and is a predicted model, not a curated record. Gene Ontology annotation, molecular function: tubulin binding. The transcript is spliced from 6 exons. Lineage: Eukaryota; Fungi; Basidiomycota; Tremellomycetes; Tremellales; Cryptococcaceae.